CGGAGCCGAAGCUAAUCUAUCGAUCGAAGAAUCGCAAAGAAACGAUUAAUUCAGCGUCGAGAGAGAGAGAAGCUGAAGAAGCGAUUGGUUAAUUUCAGCGUCGGGAUCUCACACGAUGGGAGGAACCGGCCCUUGCUGUUCAACUCUUCCUUCUAGAAGCAACCUAAGGGCGUCAUGGAUUAAUAUAAAGACUGGUCCUCAUAGAAGAACUUAUCCGCGGAAACAAGUUCUGAGAAGUGUUGGAAUCAAAGCUGAAAUAAAUUUUGUCAAUGUUGAAGAAGCCAAAAAACUAAUUGCAGUUGAUGGAUAUGCAAUCGUCGAUGUUCGGGACAAAUCGCAGUUCGAUCGAGCUCACAUUAAAUCGUGUUACCAUGUCCCUCUUUUCAUUGAAAACCAAGACAAUGACCUCGGUACUAUUGUGAAGAGGACAGUGCACAACAAUUUCUCUGGUCUCUUCUUUGGGUUGCCAUUUACCAAACCCAACCCUGAGUUUGUGCAGUCUGUUAAAGCACAGUUUUCACCUCAAAGCAAGCUAUUGCUUGUUUGUCAGGAAGGAUUAAGGUCCACUGCAGCUGCCGACAGGUUAGAGAAAGCUGGUUUUGAAAACAUAGCAUGUAUAACAUCAGGACUCCAAUCUGUAAAACCAGGCACAUUUGACUCGGUUGGUUCGACCGAGUUGCAAGAUGCUGGCAAAGCCGGUUUGGUGACGAUCCAAGGCAAAAUAUCAGCUGUACUAGGAACUGUUCUUAUAUAAAUUCUGAGCGUGUUCUUCGAUUCCAUUCGGCUCCGAUGAGUGCACGCCUGAGUUCGAAGUUGUGUUAACUUUGAGGAACAAUCGAUGAGAAAAUCCCUAUUUUUUACGAUUCGAAUUCUCCUUAUCUAAGGAAUUCAAAAGGAGAACAGAUAUCCUCAUGGUCUUAGGAUUUCCCAUAGAUUAAUAUAUCUUAUAUUCGAAAGGAGAAAUAUCCUAAUGGCCUUAGGAUUUUACCCUAUAAAUAGAAGCUAAAUACUCAUAAUGAAGGUAUGUUACAAGUCCUUACUAUUUGCUAUGCCAAAAUACUAUACUCUCCCUACUAGACUACAUCGACUCUGACUUAAGCAUCGGAGCCUGUGUGGUAAGAGCCACACCGGUCUUUAGUGCUCUUUUGUUUUGUAGGUCUUGUCGAUCCUUGGUGCAAAUUUGGCGAAAUCCCAGGAGGCCAAAUUUAUCAACAGAUAUAGCAUUGUGGUCGUGCCGAAAUUGCUUUCAACGCAGUGGUUUCGUCCACGACACAAUAAUUUUUUUUUAUAUCUAAAAUUCUCCUCUUUUCAUCAAAAUUCUUCUUUCUAUCUAUUCCGACAAUUUGAAAGCAAAUUUAGGAGCAAUUUGAUGAAAAGAAAUCUUAGCGAUUUUAUAAAAAAAUUCUGGAUUUGCUGCUGUGGCUGUUGGAAUCAGACGUUGUCGUUAUGGGUCCUGAGUUUGGAGAAGUCGCCAACAGUCAGAUUUGUUCGUCAAAGCUUCAGAUCGAAAAAUCCAGUACCGAAGUUUAUAUUAUAUAUAUAUACACAGACACACACUGGAGCAGUCCAAAUUUGGUUCGAGUUUGUUAUGUGUACACGAAUAUGUUCAUCGAGGUCGGGUCACAUCUCGGUUCAGAUAUACUCGUGCCUCUUCGUGUUUACAUCUUAAUAAAUUACUUGGAUCUGUUUGAAAAGCCGAAUCUAAGUUCGAGACAUCGGACGAACACACCACAUCAUCGUCGGAUUCAUGGUGCCUCAGAUCUGGGUCGUCUUCUUAUGCAGUUCGAGUCACCGGUUGCAGAUCUGGAACCUUGUCAUCGAAUUCGGGGUGCCUCAAAUAUAGGCAGUCUUCUUUGCAGUUCGAGUCAUCGGUUGUAGAUCUGGAACCUCGUUGCUGGUCGUGCUCAUGGAUAUUCCCGACGUCGAUGAUGAUAUUCCGCCAGAUGAGAAGAAGAUUGGGAAGAAGAUGGAUCUUAUUUUCUUUUCUUUUCCUUUGAGAAAAAGAAAAAGAAACACUACAACAAUUGUCAACCUUCAAUGUCAGUUAGUCAUUUAUAAACAAUGUCAGUUGACCAAAUGAUGUCGGUUUUAUGGUGAGGCGUCUUAUUUUCCGAUAACCGACAUUAAAAAGUUUCAAUUAAUGUCGGUUGGAAAACGUCAUGGUAAUAAAAGAAAAAUAGGUGCGCACGAUUCGUUUAAAAAA
Momordica charantia (bitter melon) is the source of this 2203-nucleotide messenger RNA. Its product is annotated as Rhodanese/Cell cycle control phosphatase superfamily protein. Lineage: Eukaryota; Viridiplantae; Streptophyta; Magnoliopsida; Cucurbitales; Cucurbitaceae. Gene Ontology annotation, cellular component: chloroplast. The record is from RefSeq and is a predicted model, not a curated record.